This is a messenger RNA of Seminavis robusta, 264 nucleotides long. The record is from the annotation of a GenBank genome assembly. Lineage: Eukaryota; Bacillariophyta; Bacillariophyceae; Naviculales; Naviculaceae.
AUGGUUUACAAACUCAGCGACGGGCAAAUUUGGAAACAUGUAGACCCAGCAUUACACGAAAUUGCUACUAUUGACGACACCACAUCCCCCACCGAGGUCACAUUGGAAGGCCCAGCCAACUGGAGGGUUGUGUCUCAAGGACUCCGCAUCUUGUGCACGGAAGCUGAGACCAACCAAGAAGGAUACUUUGAAACCGUGUCCAUUCCAACCCGUCAUGGAACAUCAACCAAAACCUCCAAAGCAAAAAGUACCGCCCAAGAUUAG